AUGACCUCUGAGCUGGAAAGUAGUCUGACGUCAAUGGACUGGCUUCCACAACUUGGAGUGAGGGCUGCCAUCCAGAAGACUGACAGAGACAUGGGGGGACUUCACCAUGGUCACUACCAUGGACAUCACCACCACCAUCAUGGUCUCCAUCAUGGACAUCCUGGGCCAGGAAAAAAAAUCACCGCGCUGGAUCCAGGAACAACAUUGGAUCAGGAAGAAAGUAAUCAACAUAGAGAUGGUAAACCACCUUACAGUUACGCAAGCCUCAUCACCUUUGCCAUCAAUGGCUCGCCUCGCAAACGCAUGACCCUCAGUGAGAUCUACCAAUGGAUCUGUGACAACUUUCCCUAUUACAGAGAGGCAGGCAGUGGCUGGAAGAAUUCAAUACGACAUAACCUGUCCUUGAACAAGUGUUUUCUGAAAGUGCCUCGCUCCAAAGACGACCCUGGCAAAGGUUCCUACUGGGCCAUAGACACUAACCCUAAAGAUGAUGCUGCACCCAGCAGGCCAAAAAAGAGGCCACGCUCUGGGGAAAGGGCUUCAACACCUUACAGCUUGGAGUCAGAAUCUCUGCGAAUGGACUGUAUCAUGUCAGGUGGAACAUCUCCUACUCUGGCAAUUAAUGCGGUGACAAACAAGGUAGCAUUGUACAGCCCAGAAGCAGAUGACUGCGAGAGUCCUGGCAGCCUGAACAACAGUCUCUCUGAGCAGAGCAUGACAUCCAUCAACCUGAACAACAUGAACUCAACAGUGAGCAAUGGCAGCAGCAUACACAGCUACACACCAGUUAGUAGUCACUCUGAGCCGUCGUCCCAGUCCCUGAGUCUCCAACCGCCCACUCAGCCCACGCGGCCUCCGCCUCCUCCUCCACAACCCCAGUAUGCUCUGCCCGUGCCAGAGUCCCGGGACAAACACCUCUGCUUCUCGGACUUUGAAGACCUCAGUGCGUCCUUCCGCAGCCUGUACAAGUGUGUCUUUGAGCGGUCGUUCUCACAGCAAGCUUUGAUGGUUAUGCCUGGGGAGUCGAACCAUUCGACACGGACUGCCUGCUCCUAUCAGCACUCACCUGGCACAGGGAAUGGUGGCAGUAGCGGCACAGGCGGUGGCGGCCACCAUCAUCAACAACAUAAUCACCACCAUGCCCACCAUCCACAGCAUCACCUCUCUGCUCAUGGACAGCACGGAUCUCUCUCGCAACAGAGUCACAGUGGACAGAGCUGUUCCGCGACAGGCAUGGCUUCAGACUGGUACCCAAACCUGGACUGGCUAAAGGAGAGCUGCCGCAUUGCAACCAGCUACAAUUGGGCUGAUGUAGACCUCUCUCCUUUUCAAGGCCUGAAGGAAAGCAUGCAACAGGCUGAGCUCAACAACUGGUCCUUGGAUGCAGCUCAGAUAGCUGACCUGUGUUCCUCCAUCAACCAGUUCUUCACGGCCACAGGCGCAAUCACACCGCAGGGCGCCGCCCUUUCGCAACCUCAGGUCGCACAGCCAGCCGCGCCAAGGGCGCCACAGCACCCGGCUCAGCCACACGGUGCCAUGCAUCCAAAAGCCAGUCAACACAAUCAGCACGGCCAACUCAUUCGAGCAGGUCGGUACAAAUCCACAGGGAACAUGUACAUGGAGUCCAGGCAGAAUAUUCCUUCUCUGAUGGGCCCACCCGGAUACCCCCACAUGCCUCCCAUUAGCAACACAGCUCCCACCAUGACAGGGGACUCCUCCAUCACACUUUUACCAGGUCAUCACAACCAACUGAGCCAGCAACAACAGCAGCAGCAGCAGCAACAACAGCACAUGCUGGCUCCAGGACACUUCCAGGUAAGACGCAUGCUUGCCAACAAUGACAUUCAGGACGACUUCGACUGGGACUCCAUUGUGUGA
Molecule: messenger RNA, 1878 nt
Organism: Nerophis lumbriciformis (worm pipefish)
Lineage: Eukaryota; Metazoa; Chordata; Actinopteri; Syngnathiformes; Syngnathidae
Source: RefSeq, a predicted model, not a curated record